AGCUCCGGAGAGCAAAGAGUCAUGUGAACUGUGUUGUGGAACACCCAACGUUUGCACUACUCGAGAAAGAACACAGCGCCUCUUGCCCUCAACAAAUCUCUUCUGCUUCUAGCAAAUCCUCCCAAGGCUUUUCGGAUUCCUCCGUUGCCCCGCAAGGAUGGAUCCUAGUGGCUGCAAAAGACAGAAACAUGAAAUUGAGCAUGAUAGCUCACCAGGCAACCAGUCUCAGGCAACCAUCAUCAGUCAUAACAGUUCUGUCCGCCUUCGAUUUCUCGAGCAGUUUGACGACUUGAAGUAUGCAAGUGCCACUAAAGAUUACAAGGCAGUCAAUGCCAAGAUGCAUGAACUUCUCAGCACCCUUGAAAAGCUCAAAGAAGUACCUAUCAAGUUGCCCUAUGUCAGUCCAGUGCUCAAGACAUCAGAUGCAAGAUUACAUAGCGCUACCCAAAGUGGGAGCAAUUUUAGUUCUGAUAAUAUUAUUGACUUGGAUCCGGACAAUGUUGGAGAUCAUACCCAUCCUAACAUGGAAAAUACUGGGGCUCACAAUACAACCUAUUUAGUUGAUUCCGGUGACGGGGACAUGAUUAAAUCAAUCAGAGAUGGAAAUUCAUCUGGUUGUAUGCAAAAUGUCAAUUUUACCCAAGAAUGCUCAUUGGCUGAGCAGCCUGGCCAAUACCAGGACAUCAUCAUGUUGGGUAAUGAAAACAUAAAUUCUGAAGAUCAAGCUGUAGCUAAGCAAGGAAAUGACAUCAUGGACAUUGACAAUGAGCUGUGUUUCAAGCUCAAGGAAAGUGCUUUAUUUGAUGGCCAUAGUUCUUCAGAGUCACCAGAACUGAUCAAGCAAGGACAUGGCGACAUAAGUAUUUACAAUGAGAACCAUGACGAGCAGAAAGGAAAAAGGGAAGGGGAGGGUGAAGAUGUCCAAAGUGCAGGAAGCAUAGAGAACAACAGUGUACCUGUUGUAGAUUCUUAUGAUAUAUCUUGUGAGGUCAUACAAAGUGAGUCAACAGAAAAUGGAAAUUAUGAUCGCUAUGAUAACAAUGACAGCCCAGUUGAUGAGCUAGAAUACCUUUGGAGGGACAUGUCGCUUGCAUUGGCAUGUUCGAAGUCUCGCCAACUUAGCUUACCUGAACAGACCAUUGGAAGUGAUCACAGUAUUGUUCCGUCGGAGAAUACUUGUGGAGAAGUUGUGGAUGAUUGUCAUCAUGACUUCCUGAUGAGAGAUGAUUUGGGACUUGUUUGCCGUGUUUGUGGUCUGAUCAAGAAACCCAUUGAUACUAUUAUUGAGUGCCAGUGGAAAAAGCCCAAGCAAUCAUACAGGACAUACCCGUCAGGACACAGAAACUCUAAUGAUCUGGAUACACCUAUUAAUCUUUCAAGAAACAUUCUUCAAAUGUUACCUGAUCCUCUUUCGAUCCACCCUCAGCAUUUACAACAGAUGAAACCUCACCAACUUGAAGGUUUUAAUUUCUUGGUCAAGAACUUGGCAGAUGAGAAAAACCCUGGGGGCUGUAUUCUAGCACAUGCACCAGGUUCUGGAAAGACCUUUAUGCUAAUUAGCUUUGUCCAGAGCUACCUGACCAAAUACCCUGAAGGACGGCCAUUGAUUGUCCUUCCAGUGGGCAUUUUGGCAACAUGGAGAACAGAAUUUCUCCGUUGGCAGAUUGAGGACAUUCCCUUGUAUGACUUCUACUCCUCCAAAGCUAAUAACCGGUCUGAUCAAUUAAAAGUUUUGAACUUGUGGGAAGAAAAUAGAAGCAUAAUGUUGCUUGGGUAUGAGCAUUUUGCACGCAUAGUUUCUGAGCACACUUGUGAUACUGAAACCGUCAAGUGUCGAAAGAAACUGUUGAAGGUCCCAAGCCUUGUCAUUCUAGAUGAAGGCCACACUGCCAGAAAUAAGGAAACUGACUUGCUCACUUCACUUGCAACAAUAGAAACUCCUAGAAAAGUGGUGCUCUCAGGAACCUUGUUUCAGAAUCAUGUAAGUGAGGUUUUCAACAUUUUGAACCUUGUCCGGCCAAAUUUCUUGAAGAUGGAGAGAUCCCGUGCGAUAGUGAAGCGCAUAUUAAGCAAGGUUGAUAUGUUUGGGAAGAGUGCAUGGUCAAAGAACACUUCAGAUAAGUGCUUCUAUGAUAUGGUUGAAGAAAACCUUCAAAAGGAUGCAAAUGAUAAAAUCAGAGAGAUGAUCAUUGAGAAUCUACGUGAGCUAACUGCAAAUGUGCUCCACUAUUAUCAAGGCGAGCUUUCAGAGGAGCUACCUGGGCUUGUGGACUUCACAGUUUUUCUUAAUAUGACUACCAAGCAGGAAGAGAGCAUUAAGAGUUUUGUGGGACAAAAUAAAUUUAGUAAACGUUCAAACUGCAAUGCUGUUUCUCUUCAUCCAUGCUUAAAGGAUAUCAAGAACAUAUGUGAGAAAAAUGAAAAUACCACAUAUCAGAAGAUCUUUUUGAGGAAUCAUGAGAAAAUUAGCUCCGUGAUGAGUGGAAUUGAUAUAAACGAUGGGGCGAAACUAAAGUUUAUACACAAUCUCUUGUCUCUUUCAGAAUCUGCUGGAGAGAAGGUACUUGUGUUCAGCCAGUAUGUCUGUUCUCUACUUUUCUUGGAAAUGCUGUUCACAAGAAUGAAAGGAUGGAAACCAGACAUGCACAUGUUCAUGAUACAUGGCGGAUCAGUUCAGAGAGACAAGACCAUCGAGAGAUUCAACCACUCACCAGAUGCUAAAGUUCUCUUUGGUUCCAUCAAGGCUUGCAGCGAGGGCAUCUCGCUCGUUGGUGCAUCACGUGUUGUCAUUCUGGAUGUCCAUGAAAAUCCUUCUGUGAUGCGCCAGGCGAUUGGACGUGCAUUCAGACCAGGACAGACUAAAAUGGUGUACUGCUACCGUCUCGUUGCCGCUGACUCCCCUGAAGAGGAUGAUCACAAGACAGCCUUUCGAAAAGAACGGGUGGCCAAGCUGUGGUUUGAAUGGAACGAGGUUUGUGUAAAUGAUGAUUUUGAGCUUACUGAUGUUGAUGUUUCAGAGAGCGAGGAUAUUUUUCUGGAAAGCCCUGCAAUGCGACAAGAUAUCAAAUCCCUAUACAAAAGGUGAAUACCAGUGGCGAGCGCUAACCAAUGAGCAUGCAGUACAAUUGGUAUAGGUGGUUCAAGUGAGAAAGAACCCAGGAAAGGAGCUGAAGCAAACUUCCUGUGCUUGUUUGCAGUAUUUUGCUUAUCAUUUGAAGUGUUUUAGUAGUACAAGCACUUGCACUCUAAGCUUUGGUUGACAUCUUGUGUCUUCAUUAAACAUGACGAUAAAUUUCUGGACAUCAGUGUACGAGCAGUCAAGUAUGUGGUACUGCAAAAUGACUAUUCACGAUUUCGUUCGGUUUCGAUCUUGUGCCGUUCGUGUGGAACCAAUUGUGUGAUGUACGUUCUCUGUCAGAUGAACAAGGCAACCUAUUCUGAACUAUCUAAGAGCUGUUAGUAC
Messenger RNA from Brachypodium distachyon (stiff brome), 3463 nucleotides. RefSeq names its product protein CHROMATIN REMODELING 35. The record is from RefSeq and is a predicted model, not a curated record. Gene Ontology annotation, biological process: gene silencing by siRNA-directed DNA methylation. The transcript has 7 exons. Lineage: Eukaryota; Viridiplantae; Streptophyta; Magnoliopsida; Poales; Poaceae. Gene Ontology annotation, molecular function: ATP binding; ATP-dependent chromatin remodeler activity. Bases 158 to 3085 code for a protein of 975 amino acids.